UCUCACCAGGUUUACAGGAAGCAUGAGUAUCAGGAAGUAGAGAGUUUGGGAGAUUUGUUGUGUCGCCAAAUUUUGCUACAAUAGUUGUUUAAAGUUUCAAUAAGGACCGGAUAAACACGGUGCCGUUCUGAGAAACGCAGGCGUAAAAGCGAGUGAAGGAACUCUAAGGUGAGGAGGCCAUGAAGCGAGUCCCCCUGCAGCAGCCUCAGAGCUGUGGGCCCUGGGAGCUGAAGGAGCGUCUCGGUACUGGAGGCUUCGGGAAUGUCACGAGAUGGCAAAACAAGGACACUGAUGAACAGAUCGCUAUAAAGCAGUGCCGCCAGGAGCUGAGCGAGAAGAACAAAGAGAGAUGGUGUCUGGAGAUCCAGAUCAUGAGGAGGUUGGAUCACAUUAACGUGAUCUCAGCCCGAGAAGUUCCUGAAGGAAUGCAGAAACUGGUGGCCACCAAUGACAUGCCGCUGCUGGCCUUGGAGUUCUGUCAGGGCGGAGAUCUGAGAAAGUAUCUGAACCUGCUGGAGCACUGCUGUGGACUGAGGGAAGGCUCCAUUCUGAUUCUCUUACGUGAUAUUUCGUCCGCUCUAAUGUACCUCCAUAAUAGGAGGAUCAUCCACAGAGAUCUGAAACCAGAGAACAUUGUGCUGCAGCAGGGAGAGAAGCGAUUGAUCCACAAGAUUAUAGAUCUCGGCUAUGCUAAAGAGUUGGACCAGAGCAGCCUUUGCACAUCGUUUGUUGGAACGCUUCAGUACUUGGCUCCAGAGCUCCUUGAGAGGAAGAGGUACACGGUCACUGUGGACUACUGGAGCUUUGGCACUUUGGUGUUUGAGUGUAUCACCGGAUUCCGGCCUUUUUUACCAACCUGGCAACCUGUUCCCUGGCACAAUAAACUCAACCAGAAGCAGGACGAUGACAUUGUUGUCUACGAGGAUCUAUCUGGGGAAAUCCGCUACUCCAAGCAUAUACCACAACCCAACAGCCUCAACAGUCUGUUAUUAGAGAAGCUGGAGAGUUGGCUGCAGCUGAUGCUGAACUGGUGUCCUCAGAAAAGAGGCAAAGUCAGCAGUGAUACAUCCAGCAACUGCUUCUCCCAGCUGGAGCUCAUACUGCAACUCAAGCUGGUUCACGUCCUGAACAUGAUGUCCGCUAAGAUCCUGACAUACUCGGUCUCAGAUGAUGAGACUGUGGCCAACCUGCAGCUGAGGAUAGAAAAAGACACCAACAUCCCAGCAGCCAAUCAGGAGCUGCUGCUGGAGGCGGGGAUCGCCUUGGAGCCUACUGGGCUGGUCACGCAGUGCGCCAUAGAUUACACAGAGGUGGAUGGACGACGGACAGACUUGCCUCUGGUCUUCCUGUUUGAUCGCUCGUCUUGCAAUUAUGAACCCCAGUUUGCUCCUCGAACACUUCCUGAAAAUGUCCGCUUCGUCCAAACCGACCCAACGAAGCUCCUGGCCUACAGUGCUCUGAGGAGGACUUGUGGCCAGGCGUGGCACACCAUCCGCUCUCUGAAGGAAGACUGGCAAAGACUGCAGCAGGGCCAGAAAGCCGCCAUCAUGAGCCUGCUGAGACACAACUCCUCGCUGUCCAAACAGAAGAACGAGAUGGUGUCCAUGCACCAGAGACUCACGGCCAAACUGGACUUCUUCACCACCAGCCUUCACAUUGACAUGGACAAGUACCAGGAGCAGACAGCCACCGGGAUCGCGUCAGAGAAACUGGUGACUGUGUGGAGGGAGAUGGAACAAACUGCUAUCAGCUGUGGUCAGGCCAAGGUGGCUGAACUGGAGGAGGAGAUGAUGCAGCUGCAGCCAGACAUAGUGGAUGUGCAAAGGCAGCCGUGGAGGAGUGGAGAGGCCUUGGACACACUUGAAGGAAAAGCCAUGGAUCUGUUCCGCAAACUCAGAGAGAAACCCAGAGACCAGCGGUGCCCAGGAGACAGUCAGGAAGUGGUUCGUCUGGUGCUUCAGGCUGUGCAGUUCUACGAGAGGAAGCUCCGAGAUUUCUACACACACCUCAGUAAGACAGCUGUGUGCCGCCAGCGUGUGAUGGAGCUGCUGCCGAAGGUGGAGGGCGUGGUGCAGAAGAUGGCAGAGAGCGAACAGGUCCUGAUGAGUCUGCAGGAGAAGCGUCAGAGGGAGCUGUGGUUCCUGCUCAAAGUGGCCUGUAGUAAAGUUCGCAGCCCGGUGAGUGACAGUCCUGAUGGAUUACGAACACCUUCGUCAGUGCCGCCGCUGCUGACGCCCAGACAGAGCUUACCACAGCUCGAUGAGUCUCUUGUGGAGGAAAGCCGGACGUUUGAGAGCCGCCUUCAGAGUUUGCUGCAAGAUACCAUCCAGGAAUCAGAGAGCAGCAUGGAGAUGCUGAGGGAGUGGACGUGGCUGAACGACUCCCAGAGCUUCUCCAGCGACCUCUCCUAAACUGGGUUUCCAUCUUACCUUACAUGUGAUACUCUGCUGCCUCCAUGUGGAUGGGAUGUGGAAAUGCAUGAGGAUGUACUACCAGCUGCUUAGUGUGACUAUGUGAAUGGUAGUAGCUGUUGGCACAUAUUUACUUAAUGAGAUUACAGACUCUUGUCUGACUUUGUAGGGAUAAAGAGGAUAAAUACUUCCAACCUGUAGUGCACUGAAGCAAACUGUGUCGCUCAUUAGGAUUAAUUUCAGACAGAUUCCUUAGCAUGUAAUCUUAUUAUUUACUGUUUUGUAGCUUUAAUAGAGCAUUUUGGGGAAUAUUGCACUUCAUUAUACACAUAUCAACAGUUUCACAGGUGGUGUUGUAUCAGAUGAUCUUAAACUAACUACAGGUUUAUAAGGCAAACAUACAUGCCAAGGGUGCUUUUCAUUACAAUACCUUGUGAUUCAUCACGUCCUUUUUCCUCCUGUGACUCAGAAUCUGUUCCCUCUCUGCCAUCAUGGAGGUUCUUCCUGUAUGUUAAAUGUACCUCAAGGAGACCUGAUGCUUCUGGAGGAGCUUAGAGCGAGGAAACAAUUGUAUAAUUGUAUCUUACUUACCAGAGAGACGCAGGUACAGAAGAAACGGACAUGUUAGCAUCAGGUAAAGCAGCCCGACAGAAUCACAGUUCAUGGAGAGGAUUAGACAGCCGUAUCCCACUUUAAAGCAUAAAACAGGUGACAUGUUUUAUUUAAAUUUAUAUUGAAUUUGGUGAAUGUAAAUAUGUAAAAAUGUUUUACUGAGAUUUUAAGAAGAAAUACUUCCGUCUUUGGUCUGGAACUAUUUUUUGUUGAACUUCAGAAACCGCAGAUUAUAUUUUAGAACUUGUGUACAUUAAUCUUAAGCACAAAAUUGUAUUUUAGUCAUAUUCUAGAAUUGUCCUGACCCUGAACUGGGUCUCUGGGUCAGAUUUUAUUGUAGUAAGACAAUCAUUUCACUUGGCUAACAUUUGUAACUGUAAAAUGUUGUUGCUGAGUGACUGCAUGAUAAUUCAACUGUUGAUGAACUGUAGGUUGGGCAUAAUAACAGAAACACCUGUAACACAUGGUUACAUUACAGGUGUCGGAAAACAUAUGAUGUAACAUUUUUGUUCAGAGGUUGGGUAUUUGGUAGGAUGAGGAGAAAACGUGAUUUACGGUCUCAA
This is a messenger RNA of Acanthochromis polyacanthus (spiny chromis), 3586 nucleotides long. RefSeq names its product inhibitor of nuclear factor kappa B kinase subunit beta (gene ikbkb). The record is from RefSeq and is a predicted model, not a curated record. The coding region runs from base 180 to 2411 and encodes 743 amino acids. Gene Ontology annotation, molecular function: protein binding; ATP binding; IkappaB kinase activity. Gene Ontology annotation, cellular component: cytoplasm; IkappaB kinase complex. Gene Ontology annotation, biological process: peptidyl-serine phosphorylation; tumor necrosis factor-mediated signaling pathway; positive regulation of transcription by RNA polymerase II. The transcript has 22 exons. Lineage: Eukaryota; Metazoa; Chordata; Actinopteri; Pomacentridae.